Molecule: messenger RNA, 1682 nt
Organism: Lactuca sativa (garden lettuce)
Lineage: Eukaryota; Viridiplantae; Streptophyta; Magnoliopsida; Asterales; Asteraceae
Product: leucine-rich repeat extensin-like protein 2
Molecular function (GO): protein binding
Source: RefSeq, a predicted model, not a curated record
UAUACGCAUACAAUACUAAAUCAUUAAAUUCAAGACCCACCUCCAUCUCCUUCCCACAUCAAUCUCUGUAAAUACAAACAUCUUUCCUUCAAGAACACCCAACACAACACCCACAAAUCAAAUGGACGAAAAAUACUUUCUUUUUUUAGUUUCUUUCAUCUUCAUCAUCAAAACCACAGCCAAUGCUAGUUCAUUUAGUGUGGGUGGUGGUGUCGGUGUUGGGGUGGGUAUAGGCGGCGGCGGUGGCGGUGGCGGAUGGGUGGGUGGUGGUGUGAAUUACCCAAAUCCGUCAGUUCGUCCAUCUUCAAAUCUCAAGAAUGCCUAUAUUGCCCUCCAAGCAUGGAAGACAGCAAUCAAGAGUGAUCCGAAAGGGUUAUUGAGAUCAUGGGUUGGGGCAAAUGUGUGUGCUUACAAUGGAGUAUUUUGUGCAGAUCCGACGGAGGAAACGGGUGAUCCAUCUGGACCAGUAGUUGCAGGUAUAGAUCUCAACCAUGGCAACCUUGAGGGCAUUCUCGUAAAAGAACUCUCUCUCCUCACAGAUAUGUCUCUUCUUCACCUCAACAGUAAUAGAUUCACAGGAACAAUCCCACAAAGCUUUAAAGACCUUUAUGCCCUCACCGAACUUGACCUUAGUAAUAACCAGUUCACCGGACCAUUUCCGGCGACAACACUCCAAAUCCCAAAUCUCCUCUAUUUAGACCUCCGUUUCAAUUCCUUCUCCGGACCCAUUCCUCAAGAUCUCUUCAGCAGAAAUCUCGACGCAAUUUUCCUCAACAACAACCAAUUCGAAGGUGAAAUCCCCCAAAAUUUAGGGAGUUCACCUGCUUCGGUGAUCAAUCUGGCGAACAACAAGCUUACCGGCGACAUCCCUGUAAAUUUUGGGUAUUCCAGUCCGAAAUUGAAGGAGAUCUUGUUCAUGAACAAUCGAUUAACUGGUUGUAUACCUCAAGGAAUCGGGAUGUGGUCAGAUAUGCAAGUGUUUGAUGCGAGUUUCAACUCACUGAUGGGUCAUAUGCCUGAUACGAUAUCUUGUUUGGAAGAUAUUGAAGUUUUGAAUGUAGCACACAACAAAUUGUCAGGUGAGUUGCCGGAUUUGGUUUGUGAAUUGAGAAGCUUGUUGAAAUUGAGUGUGGCUUAUAAUUUUUUUUCUGGAUUUAGUGAAGAAUGUGAGAAAUUGUAUGGAAGGAAUGUUGGUUUUGAUAUUGCAUUGAAUUGUAUUCCGGGGUUGGAAAUGCAAAGACCUCAGCCAGAGUGUUCUAUGAUUCCGGGUGGUGGGUUGAGUUGCCUUAGAAUCCCUUCUCUUAGGCCUCUUGCUUGUGGUACAUUGCUUCAAUCACUAAAUUCAUCGGCUCCAUGAGCCGAUAUAUCUGUGAUUUAUCAUAAACUGAUCGAUAGAUCACAGAUAUUAUUGUGAUAGAACGUAGAUUCUAUCACAAUCUGGGGUAAAUGGUUUUUUGGGAUUUUCCUUUGGAGGAGAGGGGUUGAAUAGUGGCUCUCACUAAGUGAGACAAGGUAGAGGGGGAAAUUAUGACAUGUGUCAAUGAUUAGUGGGGGAUUUAAUGUAAUUAGUGUUUGUGUUUGUAACUUUGUAUGGACAACAUAUGUUUCACGAAGAUUUAGCAAUCUUGGUACAUUAAUUAACUAGCCAUAAUAAUGGAGGUUGACUAUUGUUUUAUUCAUAA